AUUUGCUGACAGUUGGGUGGAAAGUCUUUGUUAACUCCAAAAGGCUUGUAGCAGGAGAUGCGUUCAUCUUUCUCAGGGAUGAAAAUGGCGAAUUACGUGUAGGGGUCAGGCGUGCCAUGUGUCAGCAAAGUAACAUUCCAUCCUCAGUUAUAUCCAGUGGCAGAAUGCAGAUUGCUGUCCUUGCAGCUGCGUCACAUGCCAUUUCAAGUAGGACUAAGUUUAGUGUCUACUACAAGCCAAGAAAUAGCCCGUCAGAAUUCAUUAUUCCUUAUGACCAAUACGUGGAGGCCAUGAACAGUAAUUUCUUAGUUGGCAUGAGAUUCAGGAUGAGAAUUGAGGGAGAAGCAGCUCCGGAGCAACGAUUUACUGGUACUAUCAUUGAAAUAGGUGAUUCUGAUCCCCUGAGGUGGCCGGGUUCGAAGUGGAGAUACCUCAAGGUACAAUGGGAUGCAAUAUCAGCUAUUCCACAACCAGAGAGGGUCUCACCAUGGAAAAUAGAACCUGCCUUGACCCAGUCAGAAAUUAAUCCUCUGCCGAAAGCCAAAAACAAGAGAUCCCGGCCGAAUGUACUGCCUCCAAAACAAGAUUUGUCAGUUCUCGAUAAGGCAUUAAUUGAUUCUACACAGUUGCAAAGAUUUAAUACAAUGGUCUUGCAAGGUCAAGAAGUCAUGACCUCGGGAGGAUCUUUGGAUGAAAAUAAGGUUGACAGUGUUCCGAGGACAGUUGUGUGGUAUCCAAAACUAGAUGAUGUCGAAACAAAAAGUGUAUUCUCUCAAGGAAGAUUGGUUUCUGUAAAUUGGAUCCCACUGCAAAGGCAUGACUCAGCAUAUGGAGACUCGUUUCCCAGUUCUCAGGGCAUUGGUGAAAUGCAAGAACUUUGUGGAUCAUAUACUAAUCGUAUUGCGGAAGAUCCACAACAAAUAAAGUUUUCCAGUAAACCAUUUCAGGAAAUGAAUGAGUCUAAUCAGAAACAAUAUCUAACAUCAAUGGCGCCAUCUCCCAAAACCGGUGGAUAUGUGAAGUGGAAUGGCUUCAAUGCGUACCCACAUUUGUCAAACUUGGGAAUGGAAGCAUCCGGAAAACGGAAAAUGCAUAUGAUGCCAUGCCAUUCAGAAGUUUCAGGGGCACAUGGUGGUGUUGACAUAAAUUUAAUGAGAAACAUGCAAGCUAAUAAACAUGGAACAACAGAGCAUCAGCCUGGUUUUCCUUCACGGGAAGCUUCUAAGGAUAAGAGAGUUGAUGUCGUUUCAGGCCCUGCAAACAAUAAUCGCAAAUUAUCUAGUCGUCAUUUGAUUGACUUUUUCCCAAGCAGUGAGACAAAUCCAUCAAAAAAUAGAGAUUCUGUCAACGAGGAAGACCUACAAGUUUCUGCUCAUGCCCCAAAAGAAUUUCUUUCACAAUUCUCCGAGGUUGACCAACAAUUGGAGCCAAGAAGGCUGAUCAAGUCUCCUACAUCUGCUAUGAGCUGUGAGCAACAAACAUCAUCUUGGAUACCAUUACAAGAAAUACAGUGCAGAGCUCACAGAAGAAGCUGUACUAAGGUACAUAAACAGGGUAGUGCUCUUGGGCGAGCUCUGGAUCUUACAAAAUUUGUAGGAUACAAAGAGCUCUUCCAUGAGCUUGAGGUGAUGUUCAAUUUUGAAGGACAACUGGAGGAUCCAAGCAAAGGCUGGCAACUUGUCUACACAGAUGAUGAGGGAGAUAUGAUGCUUGUAGGAGAUGAUCCGUGGCAGGAGUUUUGCAGCAUUGUACGUAAGAUUUAUAUAUAUAAACGAGAGGAGGUUGAGAAAAUGACCCCCGGUGCCCCUAAUUUGGAGUUCAGGAGAGAGAGUGAAGAACAACCAAUCACAAGCGAAAUUUCUACUCUUGCCGCCACUGAUGCUCGACAAAGUUAAUGUUGACAACUGAUGCUCACGUCGAGUCUCAUCACAUGUGACUUUCAUGCUGCUGCCAAACGAAUCUAUUUUUAGAGCCGUUUACAGUUCUACUCUUAGUUCCAUAGUUUUCAAAUAGUUCAGAGCAUUCUUUAACUGCCAGUACUAGUGCUGGCCAAAUAAUGCAAAGACCAAGCAUAGUUUUGAUUAGCCUAUAUUUAGUUUGCGAGAGUAGUAAACUUUCUUAGAAAUUUUGUUUUUUUAUUCCAGCAAAUAAAGCAUGCUGUACAUGCUCCAGUAGCUACGAUUUGUUUUUGAUAGUAAACUGCUGUUUUUUCUUAGUCUUCGAUCUGUUUGCUGAGAUGGAAGGAUGCUGCAAACUCUGUUUAUGUUCAGCUUCUCUGUUUUUUAGUCAAAGAUUCAAUAAAAUUAUAUUGAGACU
Cryptomeria japonica (Japanese cedar) is the source of this 2316-nucleotide messenger RNA. Its product is annotated as auxin response factor 2A-like. The transcript has 8 exons. Gene Ontology annotation, molecular function: DNA binding; protein binding. Gene Ontology annotation, cellular component: nucleus. The record is from RefSeq and is a predicted model, not a curated record. Gene Ontology annotation, biological process: response to hormone; regulation of DNA-templated transcription. The coding region runs from base 117 to 1895 and encodes 592 amino acids. Lineage: Eukaryota; Viridiplantae; Streptophyta; Pinopsida; Cupressales; Cupressaceae.